AAUUGUGUGGCGUACAAUCGAAAUACAGCACUGUAACCACGCGCGACUGGUCAUACUUUGCCCUAAAUUUCUGGUUUAUUUUCGUGCACAAACUUUUGAAUGAAUGUCAAAGCGCCAAAGCACCAAAGCACCAAAGCAUCAUCAUGAGCUUUCCUCUGACCAGCGAGCAACUGGCCGCCUGGCGCACGCAGUUCUACAGCGAACCACGGAAUCUGCUCGCCCAGAAUGUGUGCACGAUGCACGAUCCCUUCAAGGUUUGCCUGUGCUCCACGUCGGAAGUGGGACUGCUGGCGCCCAACAAGCAUAAGGUGACGCUGCAGGGAAAGCUGACGAGCGGCGGCCCCGCCUGGAUCACCACGGGACUGAACCUGCUGCGCCUGGAGUUCUCCAAGAGCUUCCCAACGCUGCCCGCGGACUUUGAGUUCUCCGCCGGCCACCUGGUCUACUGGCACAAGGUGGAGCGAUGCAACUACCUGCUGCACGCGGUGGCCGAGCAUCUGACGCGCUGCGAGCCCGUGGAUGGGCGCAAGUUUCGAUACCUGAUGAAGCAUGUCGUGCCGGACGGCGGCAACUGGCAGAUGUUUGUGAAUCUCGUGAAGAAGUACGGCGUCAUGCCCAAGCAGUGCUAUCAGACAACGGGACGCGUGCGCCAGCUGAAUGCCAUACUCAGGAGCAAGCUGCGUGAAUUUGCCAGCGUGCUGCACAAUCGCUUCAUAUUCGAUGGCGAUGGCAGCGCCCUGCCCGCCCUCAUCGUCGAGGAGAUGAUGCCGCAGCUGUACAAGGUGAUCAAUAUCGUGCUGGGCGAGCCGCCGCAGGAGUUCAGUUGGAUGUUCAACGACUCGAAGAAGCGCUACCAGUGCCUGGAGCACUUGACCGGUCCCAGCUUCUACGAGGUGCUGCUGAACAAGGAGCCCGAUCUGGAUGCGAUGGUCUGCCUGGGGCACGAUCCGCGGCUGUCCUCGAGCUACCUGUCCAACUACGAGGUGGAGCUCAGCUCGAAUAUGGUGGGUGGCCAGCGGCAGCGGUACAACAAUCAGUCGAUGGACGUGCUGGUGCCGAUCAUUGUGGCCUCGCUGGCCGGCGGCCGGGCCGUCUGGCUGGUCCACGACGUGCAGACGCAGGUGGAGCGCGAGGGAUUGGCUGACCUUCCGCUGCUGUUUGGCCUGGAGGCGGGCAAGCAACUGAACAAGGCGGAGCGCAUGAUCUACAAGGAGACGCGCCGCAAUCGGGUGCUGCUGCUCACGAAGGUCAGUCUGGAUGCCGAGCAGCAGCCGCUGGAGUUUCGCACCAGCGUGCCCUCGGACACGUGCACGUUGACUGCGAGCCCGCCCGAGGCUAGGGCUAGUCUGCAGAGCGAGGAGGGCAUAAAGGCUCGAUCGCAGAAGGCCAAGGCAUCCCUUUGCAUCAAGACGGACUGGCUGCGGGAAUACGCCUUCGAGAUUGUCGUCCACUCGAGCUUUGUGCCCGAGGAUGUGCUGGGUGCCGCCACCAGAAAGGAGUGCAAAGAGCUGCCUCCCUGGGACAUGAUGGGCGGAUUCCUUGACUGAUUGCUGCCUUUAUUCGAUGCGUUUAAUAAACCCCACGUCCCCGACAAUCACUCGGCCGUCCACAUGGGCUCCAGC
Molecule: messenger RNA, 1622 nt
Organism: Drosophila obscura
Lineage: Eukaryota; Metazoa; Arthropoda; Insecta; Diptera; Drosophilidae
Product: bleomycin hydrolase
Exons: 2
Coding region: 144-1547 (467 amino acids)
Biological process (GO): L-homocysteine catabolic process; response to toxic substance; proteolysis
Cellular component (GO): cytoplasm
Molecular function (GO): cysteine-type aminopeptidase activity
Source: RefSeq, a predicted model, not a curated record